AUGGACAUGCUUGGGAAUGCAGCCUCGGUGGCUCAACUCGUCGGGACUGUGGGCAGGCUCAUCUCCAAGAUCAUUGAUGCGGCGAGGACGGCGCGCCAGAACAAGCGGGAGUGCGUGUACCUCACGGUCCGCCUGUCCAUCAUCGGCGAGGUGCUGCCUCGCCUGCCGCAGGACGCCAAGGUGAAGCGGUCGCUCACGGAGCUGGGCAAGACGCUGGGCGAGGCGCACGAGCUGGUCCUCGACUGCCAGAACUGGAGCACCGCCCGGCAGCUCAUCGGGGCCCGCCGCCAUGCCGACAGCUUGAAGGAGGUCAACGGCAGGAUCGACUCCCACAUCAACCUCCUCAACUUGGUCUUUAACACCACCGCCGGCGGCACCCCUCCCAACCACACGGAUACGGCGACAGUGUCGUCGCCGGGCUCCUCCUCGGGUCCUGCUGCCCCCGUGAGGCUCACGUGGGCGCAAAUUGCAGCGGCGACCGAUUACUUCGCCGACGAACUCAGCCGACGCAGCUCCGAGGUGCUGUACAAGGGCCGUCUCCGCGACGGCACGGAGACGGAGGUGGCCGUGAAGGUGCUUAUCAAGAACGGGCGGCAGGACGUGGAGGGCGCGGUCGUGACGGAGGUCGAGAUCCUCUCCCCCCUCCGCCACCCACACAUCGUGCGACUCGUCGGCUGGUGCUCCGAGGAGGAGGACCGCAUCAUCGUCUACCUCCACGAGCAUACGAGCAACGGCACGCUCAGAGACCACCUGCUGCGCCUGCGCGUGCGCGUGCGCGUUCGAGCGCGCCUGAGGGGCCGCUCUAGCUUUAGGUCGUCGCCGGUGAGGUCGACCUGGAAGAUGCGCGUCGAGGUGCUGCUGGGCACAUCGCGGGCCAUGGAGCACUUGCACCGUUUCGGAGUUAUCCACCGCAACGUGACCUCGUUCAACAUCCUGCUGGACGGCAGCUGGACGCCGCGCCUGUCCGGCUUCGGCCAAGCGAUCUUGCUGCCGGCGGCCGGAGACCAGGUCGAGACUGAGGUCGUCGGCACGCCUGGUUACGUCGACCCGGAGUACAGCCGCACUGGGUGUGUGAGCGCGGCGAGCGAUGUGUACAGCUUCGGGAUGGUGAUACUAGAGACGCUGACGGGGGAGGAUGCCGCCACCAUGCAGAUGGACUCGGUGCUCCUGGCCAUACGCAACAGGAAGCUACGGGAUGUGCUGGUCCGGCGCCCCGCGGCGACGCCCCGGCAGCUGCAGGCGCUGGAGCUCGUGGCGCACACGGCGGAGUGCUGCCUGUUUCCACAUGGGAACGACCGGCCUGCCAUGUCGAACGUUGUGACCAACCUCGAGAGGUCGAUGGCGAUCAUAAAUACUAAGCAGUCAGAAAUGAGCUGA
This is a messenger RNA of Triticum turgidum subsp. durum (durum wheat), 1377 nucleotides long. The record is from the annotation of a GenBank genome assembly. Lineage: Eukaryota; Viridiplantae; Streptophyta; Magnoliopsida; Poales; Poaceae.